GUCCUGAGGAAACACAGCGGCCUCCCAAGGAACAGCCUGCCUGUCUGCCUCAUUUCAGAGUGGGUUAUUGAAGCCGAAGCCUGGUGCUUCAGUCCGGGAAGACUGCAGAGAGUCCUCCCCUGUAUUCCUCCGCUACGGUCUGGGAGCAGCAUCUAUCUCCACUGUUGCUGUACCCAUGUUAAUGUCCCUCUGUGGGACCAAUAAAGGACUUCUGAUUCUGCGACAGACAGAAGAGAGGGGGGAGGGGCGGGUUGGAGAGCGGCCUUCUUCUUUUCCCGAAGAGUCCUCUUCCUCGUAGCCCACCGUAUCCCAGGAUGCAAUGCGCGCCAGUGACAAGCAAACAAAGAAAAUGUCGGUCGGUCUCAGAGAGAAAGCAGCACGUGAGGAGUAACUGAUAAAUGACAAUUCUGGAGGACUGGGUCUGCUGGGGAAGGAGCUGCCACCCACACAGGACCCCCCUUGGUGAUAUUGUCAUAUCAUAUACACAACUACGGUGUAGUUAUGCCAUGCAAACACGUCCAGCAGCUGGUGGUGGUUAAAGAAGAGGUUCCACCUGAGCAGCAGGAGUGGAGCUCCAGUCUGGACCAGGAGGACCCAGAGCCCCCCCCACACAUUAAAGAGGAGCAGGAGGAACUCUGGAUCAGUCAGGAGGGAGAGCAGCUUCAAGGGCUGGAGGAGGCUGAUAUCACCAAGUCCACAUUCACUCCUGUCCCUGUGAAGAGUGAAGAUGAUGAAGAGAAACCUCAGUCCUCUCAGCUUCAUCAAAGACAAACUGAACACCUGGAAACAGAAGCUGAUGGAGAGGACUGUGGAGGACCAGAACCAGCCAGGAACUCAGAUCCAGAGAGACAUUUACAACCAGAGACUGAGGACAACAACACAGAUGACAUAUUCUGUUCAUGUUCAGACGUCCAGCAGCUGGUGGUGGUUAAAGAAGAGGUUCCCCCUGAGCAGCAGGAGUGGAGCUCCAGUCUGGACCAGGAGGACCCAGAUCCCCCCCCACACAUUAAAGAGGAACAGGAGGAACUCUGGAGCAGUCAGGAGGGAGAGCAGCUUCAAGGGCUGGAGGAGGCUGAUAACAACAAGUCCACAUUCACUCCUGUCCCUGUGAAGAGUGAAGAUGAUGAAGAGAAACCUCAGUCCUCUCAGCUUCAUCAAAGACAAACUGAACACCUGGAAACAGAAGCUGAUGGAGAGGACUGUGGAGGACCAGAACAAGCCAGGAACUCAGAUCCAGAGAGACAUUUACCACCAGAGACUGAGGACAACCCUGGAGACUCUUCUGAAGACACUGAAGACAGUGCUGAUUGGAAGGAGACCAGACCAGGCAACCUCAUUCAGGUCCAAACCAUUUGGAAACUGAGGACGUUUCCAUCAGCGAGAAUCCAUUCAGUCCCUCAGAGCGUAAAGAUCAAUAUGAGGACAGUCAGCUGA
Messenger RNA from Trematomus bernacchii (emerald rockcod), 1434 nucleotides. Its product is annotated as involucrin-like. Bases 502 to 1434 code for a protein of 310 amino acids. The record is from RefSeq and is a predicted model, not a curated record. Lineage: Eukaryota; Metazoa; Chordata; Actinopteri; Perciformes; Nototheniidae. The transcript has 5 exons.